Molecule: messenger RNA, 2985 nt
Organism: Physella acuta
Lineage: Eukaryota; Metazoa; Mollusca; Gastropoda; Physidae
Product: regulator of G-protein signaling 9-binding protein
Source: RefSeq, a predicted model, not a curated record
GAGUGGAGGCAUGCAGACCAGCAGACGUUAGGUCUUCCCGUCUGCUGUCGCUGGUCGUCUUCUGAUGACGUCUUUCAUUCAACAGGUCACGUCUGGAAGAGUGCAAUCAAUGUCCAACUGACGUCUGGAACACGGUGAAAAUGACGUCCGAUCACGUGACGACAAAGCGCGAGUGUUGACGAGCUUUUUAAAAAAAAUAUUCCGCAUGUUCAAACAACAGAUAGCCAGGUAUGGGAACUAGACAGGUUUAACUCGGACGUAAAACACAGGUAACUGGCUGCGGUUACUUACCUGUAGUAUGUGUACGCUUAAACUGUGUGAUUAACUAAUUGCUCUCGUUGAGGAUUAUCACGCACGCGCAAGAUACCUCCAAGUGUUUGACAGAGCUGACAGCAAGUGAUGGCGUACCCCUGGGACCUCCGUUCUUGACAGUCCUGUAAUCAUGCUGCCGUCCGACCGGGUCGAGACCAUUGAUAAUCACCCCGCCCAUUCGUCCUCGACACACGGUACUAACAACUGCCACAAUGCCGGUGGGAACGGCAGUACCGGCACCGGUUCAAUCCGGCAUCCGGACGCGGGGGAAAGUAAUGACCCGAAAGGUCCGGCGACAAAACAAGAAUGUACGAAGCUGGUGUACAGCCUCAGCCGUGAAAUCGCCGUCUACUGCUGUAUGAGUAUGGGAAUCGGCGGAGUCUGUGACUCCUUUGCUCUGAGAGACGAGCUGCGGACGCUGGGCUGCAAGGUCUUUGACCUGGUGCAGCUGUGUAAACGGAGGUUGAUGCCGCUGCUGUUGAGCAAACGCUCUAAAGAGGAGGAGAGAGAGGACCUGGAGAGGUUGUACCGGAUCUUUGUUGGGUGUCUGGAGAUGUUGCAGGCUGAGUUCAUCCGCUCCAUCACACUACAGUCGCUGUUUCCUUUAUGGGACAGUUCCACUGCCCUCAUCCAGACUGGCAUCAGCGAGUGCUUGGCUCACAAAAAAUGCACGGCCGGGACAGAACUGACAGACAACUCUAGCCUAGAGAGGAAGCUCGCGGACCGGGAAGAGUUCUCUUAUUUAGAACGGAAAGUGGCCACCCUACAGGAGAUGUGCUACGCCACAAGUCAAAUGAUGGACGUGAACCCAUGGGACUAUAAGCCGGACAUGGAUCAUACGAAGAUUGAUAUUGACACGCCAGAUGUUGAACAAGACGCUCCUUCUCUAGCUGUCGCUCAUGUAAACACAGGAAGUCCACGACAUAGAAAAUGUAUAUGGAUAACGGUGAUCGUACUAGGCGUUGUAGUUGUCAUUGCGGGCAUCAUUGGUCUCAGCAUAGCACUGGCCCCGAAAGAUUCUUCACAAAGCUAAAGCAUCGAGUCAAUGUGGUCACAUGUUUUUUUUAAAGACCAUCAACAUGCACGUGUAAAGUAAAAUCAAAUGUGUGAGUGUGUAUGGAUUAUCAGAGAGCGUGAGGUUUGUUUAAUACAACCAUAUCUGAAUGUAUUUAGACAGAUCGUUACUAUGGAAACGACGUCAACAAAAAUAAAUGGAUCACUGGUGUUAUGGCAUAAUUUGAAAAAUAAACGCUUUAUUUUAUUCUAUUAAAAUGAACAUUAAAUUAUUAGGAUGUUAACUUAAUUUUCUGACAAUGUUUAGUUUGUUUAAGCGAUUAUUCACAUGUUGUGAUGUAAUAACACACGCGACGGAUGCAAUGAAUUCAUUUCAAUCUGCAAUAUUUUUUUAAUGUUUAUGUUUUUAUGUGUUCACACGCCGUGUAUACUCCUGUAUGUACACACUACUGCAUGUAUUCUGUAAACAAGGAACUCACAAUGGAAACUCUGGACUCAACAAUUCUUGGGUAUUUUGCUUCACUCUGGAACCCGGCUCUGCCAUUUUUUUUUUACCCCUAUAUUCAAUUAUGCAAAUGAUUUGAAAAUCGGGUAAUUUAAAUGUAUGAAUAAUUAAUUAAAAUGUGUAUUUAAAAAAAUGCAUAUUAGUUAUGGUAAGAGACUGCGAGAGAUUAUGAUUAUGAUGUAAAAGCCUACAUAUAUAUUGAUAAAACAGCAUGGAUCGAAAAUGGUCUGUUUUCGGUCGGAGCGAUAGAUCAAGGUCGAUCUAUAAAAAUUUAGAUUUGGUCAUUAUGGAUCAAACAAGUUGAAUAGCCACGACACAAGAGAAUUAUAGAUGCAGAUACUAAGCCCUGGCCGUGACAUGUACUUGCAACAGAUUAUUGAUGGUUGUUGCCAGAUACUGCUGGUUGGUGAUACGUGGCAAACGUCAUAAUGCAUGGUCUCUGACAUAAGUCGUCAUUGUUUGUAGUAUCGGAGAUUGGCUAUCAAUGUUUUAAUAUGGAGAUUGAUUUUCUGAUGUUUUAAUUAGGACACACGUCAUUAAUGCUUGGCUGUUGAUACAGGUCAUUAAUGCUUGGCUGUGGACACACGUCAUUAAUGCUUGGCUAUGGAUACAGGUCAUUAAUGCUUGGCUGUGGACACAGGUCAUUAAAGCUUGGCUAUGGAUACAGGUCAUUAAUGCUUGGCUGUGGACACAGGUCAUUAAUGCUUGGCUGUGGACACACGUCAUUAAUGCUUGGCUAUGGAUACAGGUCAUUAAUGCUUGGCUGUGGACACAGGUCAUUAAAGCUUGGCUAUGGAUACAGGUCAUUAAUGCUUGGCUGUGGACACAGGUCAUUAAAGCUUGGCUGUGGACACAGGUCAUUAAUGCUUGGCUGUGGACACAGGUCAUUAAAGCUUGGCUGUGGACACAUGUCAUUAAUGCUUGGCUGUGGACACAGGUCAUUAAUGCUUGGCUGUGGACACAGGUCAUUAAAGCUUGGCUCUAGACAUAGGUCAUUAAUGUUUUAAGCUCGACAGUGGUUAUAAAUGUAUUUCAUGUAUGCUCCUAUACAUCUUUUUAAUUUGCUUCUACUGUAUAUAUCUGAUGCAUUUAUUUAUAGACUGAGAGAUGCUUUGUCAAUUUCUUCCAGUUUUAAAUACAUUCACUUCAGUGUA